UUGCAACAUAAAUACCUUCCACAUCAUCACGCAGGGCUUAAUUUAGAACAAACAUGGAGCAUGGACACAGAAGCCACUAAACUUUAAGCUCUGGGACAACAAAAUCCACAACUUAAACCUAUUGCAAAAAAUUGACUGAAGGACCCAGUGUAGCUGUCUCUGGUCGUUUGAAAAAGCACCUUAUAACACGACAUCUGAAGGCACAAUGUCUGACUACAGUCAAAACUCUGACCAAGAGUCCUAUAGCGAGGACAUUGACGAAGAUGAGAUCCUCGCAAACCUGUCACCUGAAGAACUGAAGCAGCUUCAGAGUGAAAUGGACAAUCUUGCCCCAGAUGAGGAGGUGCCAGUUGGAAUGAGACAGAAAGACCAGACAGAGAAGCCUCCAACAGGAUCAUUCGAUCACAGGUCUUUGGUUAAUUAUAUCUAUUGGGAGAAGGAAUCCAAGCGAAUGCUGGAGGAAGAAAGACUUCCCACAGUUCUUUUACCUAGUGAGCGAGAUACAAGAAAAGACUUUGACAAAGAUGAAGAUCUGAAAGAAGAAGUAGGAGGAGAGGAAGGAGAGAAAGAAAUAGAAGAAGAAAAGGAAGAUGAGAAAGAAAGAGAACUUCAAGAGGUCCAAGCCUUGCCAAAAUGCUCUGAAGAAACAGGAGAAAUUUCUCUCAGCAUUUCUGAUAAAAAACAAGAGGAAGAUACAAACAGAGUGGACGAGGCUACCAAAGAACCAGAACCAGAGAAUGAAAAGCAAAGGCAAAAUUCAGAUGAGAAACGCAAGGCAGAGACAUCUUACAGAGAACAAGUCAUAGACAACUGCAACUCAGAGACCCCUGUCAGGGACACACGAGUACAUGAAACCAAUACUGCAGAGACAAAUGAGCUUGUAGAAAACCAGGAAAAAGAAGAGAAGAAAAUAUCCAAACUCCAAAAACCAAAGAAACUAACUUUAGGUGAUAGCUUAAUCAAGUUAACAGCAAGGCCUUCAGGAAACGAAACCAAUUUAGAUACAACCUUGAACAAGAUUAAACAGAACAAUCCUGAAAUCAAAGAAAUUAAUUUGAAUAACAUUGAAAACAUUCCUAAGGAAAUGCUGAUAGAUUAUGUGAACGCCUUGAAGAAGAACAAGCAUGUGACAAAAUUCAGCAUUACCAACACUGGAGCAGAUGAAAAUGUGGCGUAUGCCUUGGCCAGCAUGCUCCGUGAAAAUAGAAGCAUCACCACUCUGAAUAUCGAGUCGAACUUCAUCACAGGUAAGGGAAUUAUAGCUAUCAUGAGGUGUCUGCAGUUUAACGAGACGCUCACUGAAUUGAGGUUCCACAAUCAAAGACACAUGCUGGGUCAUCAUGCUGAAAUGGAGGUAUCCAGACUCCUAAAGGCAAACAACACUUUGUUGAAGAUGGGAUAUCAUUUUGAGCUUCCUGGUCCAAGGAUGGUGGUCACUAACUUACUGACCAGGAACCUUGACAAGCAGCGACAAAAAAGAAUGGAAGAACAAAAGCAGCAACAAGCCAAAGACCAGGAGCAGAUGAUGGCUAGGUUUAAGAACAGUCUAAAUCUUCCUCCAGGUCUGUGGGAGAUGUUGGGUGACUACCUGCCUGCAAUGCCGAAUACGCAGCCUUACCCACCGCAAGCACCAAGUCCUCCGCUCCAGCUCAAGAAAAAACCUGUUCCGUUCCCUCCGAUACAGGAGAAUGAGCAGCCAAAUCUGCUGAAGGAUAUUAAACUCAAGAAGGCACCAAAGAACAGGGCUGCAGACAGUACAUUAGAGCAGAAGGAGAAAGCUAACCUCAAAGACGUGAUUAAGACUCUAAAGCCAGUUCCCAGAAGGCGACAGGCACCCAAGGUUGACUUGACGCCCAGGGAGGUUCUACUUAAUGAAAUUCGCACAAGCAAUGUUGCUUAUCUCAAAGCAGUGAGUAUUACCAACAAUGUACAAAUUGCCACAGAAAUGAAUGACUUAUAAUCAACCACACCAUAGCACUAAGGUUUCUAUGUAUGAAAGGUGACCCAACAAAAUUCUACUCUCUGUAUCUUAUGGCUAUUCAAAAUUGUUUACCUGUAUUUGUAGAAACCUUCUAUCUAAAGACAUUAAGGUAGGUCAUGGUAACUGAAUUUAUUGGCUGAGCUAUUAAAGGCUUUUUUCAUGGAAACCCAAGUGUCACCCAAUUUUAUCAAACUGUGCAUAGACAUUUGUUACAGAAUGUUAUCAAAACUUCUUGUUAAUGAUUCAGACACCUGCAUGAUUUUGUUUAUAUAUUUGUUCAAGUUAUUGGCUGAGUGGCAAUAUUAAUGUUCACUGAUUUAAAAAAAGAAAACUCUUUGUUGCAUAUAGUACUACACAUUUUGAACUGCUAUCCUGUUAACGUCAUACCCCUAGUGCCUGGUGCAUGCAUGCAAGGAGUAAGUCACUCAAUGUAUCCAACAAAGAGUCAGCAAUCUUCAUUGUUGUAUAGCAGCAUGUUUAAUGCACCUGUUUAUUGUGUAGUUGUCACACAGUAUUGUAUCUGCUGAUGGUAAUCUCAAACAUACUGUUUCUAAUUUAACAUGUUUUGCAUAGUUGUUAAUAUUUUAGUUCCUGUUACAUUUGUAAAAUACAUGUCCUCAAGCCUGUCUUAAGUAUGAGGUAAUUAUCAAGCAUCUGUGAUAGUAAAGAACUAAAGAGAUUCUCCGACCUGGUAAUGCUUUUAACACUUCUGGUAAGUGCAUGCACUUGGCUGCAGUAAAUAUUUGUACAUGACACAGUAGUUAGUGUUUACCAUUUAACAAUAUUUGCAACCCAUAAAAUUACAUCAUUACAUUUUUAGUUGGUUUGUUGAAGACUUUGCAAUUAUGGCUUUACAAUCAAACAAAUGUAGCAUGCUGUUUUAAAUGCCCAUAUAACUAUCAAAUAUAUCUAUACUAACACAAUAACACUGCACUUGUGUUGCAUGACUCUACAUGUAUAUUCUGUUGAUACUGAAUGAGUACCCUGUACUGCUUCCUGCAUUUACACGUUAAUAGUCACUUCAU
Messenger RNA from Polyodon spathula (Mississippi paddlefish), 3006 nucleotides. RefSeq names its product leiomodin-3-like. Gene Ontology annotation, molecular function: tropomyosin binding. The coding region runs from base 206 to 1960 and encodes 584 amino acids. Gene Ontology annotation, biological process: pointed-end actin filament capping; myofibril assembly; muscle contraction. Gene Ontology annotation, cellular component: myofibril; striated muscle thin filament. The transcript is spliced from 2 exons. The record is from RefSeq and is a predicted model, not a curated record. Lineage: Eukaryota; Metazoa; Chordata; Actinopteri; Acipenseriformes; Polyodontidae.